CUCAUGCGGGACCUACCGCCUCCCAAACCGCUGGAAAACUGCAUCCCACCGGACAAACUGAGGCCACUCGAACCGACACCCCUACGUGAGCUGUAUCUACGGCUACUACUGCGACUGGUUACAAUGGACAUGGCGAGAGAUGGUUUGGAGAUGCGUCCUGGGAGGUUAAAGUGCGUUCUUCCGAGUUGGAGGCGACAGGCAUGGCAAUGAGUGGAUUGUUGGUGUGCGUCCUCAUGGCAGCGCUAGUGGGGGUUGGUUUGACAUCACCUGUAUCCAAGUCGGAUGGCAACACCAAACAGGGUGGGAUACUGCCACAGCUACUGGCCAGGAGGGAGGCCGUGAAGAAUGCUGCGGAGAACGUGGUUAGGAUGGCGCAAGACACUCAAACGAGCAUGGCACGGGUGGAGAGGAUGUCGCACCUGUCGGAGGACCAGCGCGAGUUCAUGUCCAAGCAAAUCAUGCAGGCCAUCUCAGAGAUGAUGAACGAGUGUCCGGACCGGGACUACCAAGGAUGGGUUGACUUUGGACGGCGGAGUGCAGAGUAGAGAUGUACCACAGGCCAAAUGAGGAACGUCUGCCUGCACUGGCAUUACUCAGAAAUCCAUCCCUAUUUGAAGUAGAUUGUAUAUUUUCAUUGGAUUAUGUCAUGAGUUUUGCUUUUAAUCCAAGUGUCAUAAUAAACAUGUUUGCAGUA
Molecule: messenger RNA, 694 nt
Organism: Salmo salar (Atlantic salmon)
Lineage: Eukaryota; Metazoa; Chordata; Actinopteri; Salmoniformes; Salmonidae
Source: RefSeq, a predicted model, not a curated record